AACACACUAAUACCUCGCCCGACGCUCGCGCGGAAGGCUCGGCAGCAAUGCCACGCCUCUCCGCUCUCGUCCUGCUGCUUUCCACGCCAACCACGCAUGCGCUCGCGGCUGCCAAGCGGCGCAAGCCCUCGAAGCCCAAGACGAGCGAGCCGGACUACAUUGACAUCCAGGACGGCGACGUCGCGUGGCAGUGCGAGUCCGUCGUUGAAACGCUGAAGAGCGGCGGCGUCGGCGUGAUUCCCACGGACACGGGCUACGCCUUCUGCGCGCGCGUGAAUGAGAAGGACGCGGUGCGACGCCUGCUGGAUAUCAAAGGAGCCGACUCGGGGAAGAAGCCUCUGGCACUGCUGUGCCGCGACCUGGCGGCAAUCGACCAGUACACGCGCUACCAGUCGCGGACCAUCUUCAAGGUCUUGAAAAAGGCGCUGCCCGGGCCCUACACGUUCGUGCUGCCCGCGUCGGAACAUCUGCCGCGGGUCCUCCUGAAGAACGGCAAGCGCCAGUGGAAGCGGAACACGGUCGGCGUGCGCGUGCCGGCCGACGCCGUCUGCGCGGCGAUCCUGGAGGCGCUGGACGGCGAGCCGCUCUUCUGCUCGUCCGUGCCGGUGUCCGAGGACGGCGACCAGCUCGUCUGCCACGGGCCGCUUGAUGAGGACGGGAGCUGGUGCUCGCUCGUGGAUUUCGUGGUGGACGCCGGGCCGCGGCCAAUCGAAGGGUCGACGAUCUACGACCUGGCGGCGGACGACGGACCGGUUUUAGUGCGCGAGCGCCUCGGGCCGCCGAUCCCGGAGCUGGAUCUGGUCGUCGCGUGAAUCAUUGUGUAGAUAGUUGUAAUUUAGUCGUAUUCG
Molecule: messenger RNA, 848 nt
Organism: Pelagomonas calceolata
Lineage: Eukaryota; Pelagophyceae; Pelagomonadales; Pelagomonadaceae
Source: the annotation of a GenBank genome assembly